UGGAAGGGAAGAGGAAAGAGUGGGAUGAGGAGUGAAUGGAUGUGAAAGCAGAAAUCAGAGGCUGAAGGCUUGGAGUGAGUGCUGAUGAGGACACUGUCACUAAAAGGCUCAGCUAUGGCCAGCAUCCUCCACCAUGGAGAAAAUCACAACUGCACCAACGUGGACCGACUGAUGAAACGCUAUUACCUGCCCGUCUCCUACACCGUUAUCUUCAUCGUGGGCCUGGUGGGAAAUGUAACCUCCAUUGGUGUUUACCUGAAAAAGCUGCGUCCCUGGAAGAGCAGCAGCAUCAUCAUGGUCAACCUCGCACUGACCGACCUCCUCUAUGUCCUCAGCAUGCCUUUCCUGGUUUACUACUACAGCAAUGGGGAUUCUUGGAUGCUCGGCGACUUCAUGUGCCGCUUUGUGCGCUUCGGGUUUCAUUUUAACCUGUAUGGGAGCAUCCUCUUCCUGACGUGUCUCGCAGUUUUCCGCUAUGUAGUGGUGAUGAAGCCUUUGAGGGCAGCACAGGUGCAGCGGAAGUUCUGGGGUAUAAUUGCGUGCUCAGCUGUCUGGAUAAUUGCCGCUGCUGAAAUCACUCCUAUGUUGACGAUGAUAUCCUUGGAAGAACAUGACAAUGAGACCUACUGCGUGGACUUUGCAAGUGCCAUACCUGUUGACGAUGUGCCUUGGUAUGGCUGGCUGCUCACUGCAUUCGGAUUUCUACUCCCCCUAGCUGUGGUGUUCAUGUGUUAUAUCGGCAUAGUGAAACAAUUAGUAAAAGGCCCCAACACGACCAGUCCCCGUCGGAUGCGUGCACGGCGCGUGACCGUGCUAAUCCUGGUUGUGUUUGUCGUGUGUUUCCUUCCGUAUCACAUUUUGCGUGUGCUGCGAAUUGAAAUUCGAAGGACACAAAAGAUACCGUGCACGGUGGAGCAUAUUGUUCAUGCCGCAUAUAUUAUCUCCAGGCCUCUGGCUGGACUCAACACGUUCUCUAACCUGAUUCUGUACAAUCUUUCAGGUGACAAGUUUAAGAGGGCCUUCCUCAGCACUUUUUACUGGGAAUGUUGGCUGCCCAAGGCCAGGUCGCUGCUUCACGUGGCCAUCAUCAGCAAGGCAGGCAGUGACCUGCCAGCAGUAUGA
Xiphias gladius (swordfish) is the source of this 1122-nucleotide messenger RNA. RefSeq names its product 2-oxoglutarate receptor 1-like. Gene Ontology annotation, molecular function: G protein-coupled receptor activity. Lineage: Eukaryota; Metazoa; Chordata; Actinopteri; Istiophoriformes; Xiphiidae. Gene Ontology annotation, biological process: G protein-coupled receptor signaling pathway. The record is from RefSeq and is a predicted model, not a curated record. Gene Ontology annotation, cellular component: plasma membrane. The transcript is spliced from 2 exons. Bases 85 to 1122 code for a protein of 345 amino acids.